Molecule: messenger RNA, 1586 nt
Organism: Toxotes jaculatrix (banded archerfish)
Lineage: Eukaryota; Metazoa; Chordata; Actinopteri; Toxotidae
Gene: lhfpl4b
Product: LHFPL tetraspan subfamily member 4b
Exons: 6
Coding region: 1-669 (222 amino acids)
Biological process (GO): sensory perception of sound
Cellular component (GO): plasma membrane
Source: RefSeq, a predicted model, not a curated record
AUGUCGGUGUCGCCCGCACUCACCGACCUCUCUCGUCUGUAUCAGACGGAGUUUGUUCGGAGUGCCCGGGCGGUCGGCGUCCUCUGGGCCAUCUGUACACUCUGCUUCGCCAUCAUCCAGGUGGUCGUCCUGGUGCAGCCGUCCUGGAUCGGCACCACGGACACCCAGCACCAGGGGACACCCAGCGGGACCCUGGGACUGUUUGAGGUGUGUGUGGAGUCGGACUGGCCGGUCCCUGACUGUCGUGGUGGUCUGUCCAGUCUGUCUCCUCUUCCGUCCUUCCAGUCGGUGGCGGUGUUGGUGGGAGUGUCCUUGUGGGCGGUGUGGACCAGCGUCCUCUGUCUCUGUCUCUUCCGGUUCUGCAGUGCCGCAACUGUCUACAAGAUCUGUGCGUGGUUGCAGCUCACAGCAGGUUUCUGUCUGGCGCUGGCCUGUCUUCUGUUUCCAGACUCGUGGGAGAGUCCUGAGAUGAGAACUCUGUGUGGAGACUCGGUGGGCAGUUUCUCUCCAGGUAACUGUUCGGUCCACUGGGCCUAUAUCCUGGCCAUCCUGGGUGUUCUGGAUGCCGCCAUCUUGGCCACGCUGGCGUUCGUCCUCGCCAAUAGACAGGACGCCCUGCUGCCGCCAGACGCAAAGGAUGUGACCACAGGUCUGCUGAUGUCAGCGUGAGGUCAGCAGUUCUGUUUGGUCUUCACUUCUCCUGAUCCCUUCAUCCUUCACCAUCAUCAUCAUCAGAGGAGGAGAUGAGAGAAGAGGAGGAGGAGCUGUCAUUCUGUUCUCUGUGUCAACAUGGCCGCUCUGCAGUGACGCCACAAACAGAAGCACGUUUUAUAAAAUCAUCUUCCGUCCUUUAACAGAGGUCAUAGUGUGAAACCUGUCGCUCGGUAACUAGUACUAACUAGUUUAAAACUAGUGAUUUACCAAAUCAGCUUCAGACUUCAGAAGGGUCUCAGUAAAGACUUAAUAAAUUAGGAAGCAGAGUCAGUUACAGCUCUUCAGUGAUGUUCAGUGUGUUACUGACAUUACAACAUUUUGUGAGUUGAGUUGUAAAUUGAGUUUCAGGUCUCGGGUCACGUCUGGCUGCUGCUCUCCAUCGACCUCACUGGCUGCAAAUGGGUCCAAUAUUAGCGAGCUAACGUUAGCUUUACAUUAGCUUGACAGCACGACACAUUAGUCCGAGAGUUCCACCUGCAGUUAGCAGCUGCGAAUACUCUGAGACUGGGUUGUGGUGAAAGUUGUUUGAAUUUAGUGAUGAUGAAAGUCCGCGGAGUAAACACCGACGUUAGAACGAGGCUACGUUUGGACAAACAGCCGCGGCCGCCGGCUCCUGAGCCUCAGAGGAAGAUCUGAGAUUUAUUCCAUUUUUUCUGAAUCUCAUGUUUCAUGGCUGUGCAGCCUAGCUUAGAACAACAGCUUGAAGCAGGGAGAAAUAUUAGUUAGCUUAGAGUUAGCUUCCAGUCCAGCUAGCUUCCUGGAAUUGACCCCUGGCAAAGAAUGAGUUGACUGAUAUUAACAUGUCAGCAUGGCCUUUGACCUUUAAGGCACAUAAAUGAACCCAUCGGGCAGUUUUCCUUCCAUUGAGUCUU